CGCACUAAAACUAGGUGCAAUACACGAAUUCGCAAGCAACUUUUAAAGCAAGUAUUACUUUGCGUUUAGCUAUUUAUCGUCCGCGAAAGUGGGACCGGACUGCUGGUUUGUUUCAGGGAUGGCGUAAAACGGAUCCAUGUAGAAAUCCGAGUUAGUGACGUUGCAUAUCCUCUGUUUCACAGGAAGAAGUUGCACUUUUCUGCAAAGCUGUAAAUUGGACCGGUGAAUGCUGUGCUGUGUUUUUUUUUCACAACAUUUAAGAAAACUUCAUUCAAAUAAGUAUUUUUAUUUUAUUUUUUUAAUUUUUUUUUUAACAUUUUGUCCCGCGGAUGCGACUGGUGCCAAAACUAACUCAUCGUCAUGACAAAGGAAAGUCUCAUCGUAAAGAAACGCUGGACUGUGGCAACAGCGGCGGUGCUUGCCUUGUGUUGCAUGUCAUCUUUUAAUGCAGAACACCCAUCUUGUCAUGGAGCUUACGACCUUUACUUUGUUCUGGACAGAUCUGGGAGUGUUUGGACUGACUGGGGUCAGAUCUAUGACUUUGUCAAAAACCUUACAGACAGAUUUGUGAGUCCAAACAUGAGAGUAUCCUUCAUAGUGUUUUCAUCAAAAGCAGAACUCAUGUUACCUCUCACUGGAGACAGAGCAAAAAUUAAUGAUGGCCUGAAGAGUUUAAGUGAGGUCAAACCAACAGGUGAAACCUAUAUGCACGAAGGAAUGAAAUUGGCAUCUGAACAAAUGAAAGAACAGGUUAAAAAGUCCUCUAGUAUAAUUGUGGCCUUGACUGAUGGAAAGCUUGAACCAUAUAUCCACCAACUUACUAAGGAUGAGGCUGAUAUAGCAAGGAAGUAUGGGGCUCGUGUGUAUUGUGUUGGCGUUAAAGACUUUGACGAAGAACAGCUUGCCGAUGUCGCUGAUACCAGAGAGCAAGUGUUCCCAGUCAAAGGAGGCUUUCAAGCUCUUAAAGGCAUCGUUAACUCGAUCCUCAAGCAAUCAUGCACGGAGAUCCUCACGGUGGAGCCAUCCAGUGUCUGCGUGAACCAGUCCUUUGAUAUUGUUUUGAGGGGGAAUGGGUUCACACUGGGGAGACAAGAAGGAGUUCUUUGCAGUUUCAUUGUGGAUGGAGAUACUUACAAUGAAAAGCCAAGCAAGGUGAAGGAUGACUAUGUCCUGUGUCCCGCUCCUGUGCUGUAUUCAGUGGGACAAAAAAUGGAGGUUCUGAUCAGUUUGAACAGUGGCACAUCGUAUCUGACAAGUGCUUUCACUAUUACUGCCACCUCAUGUUCGGAUGGCACAGUGGUGGCCAUUGUGAUCUUGGUGCUAUUGACCCUGUUGGCUUUGGCUCUGAUGUGGUGGUUCUGGCCCCUCUGCUGCACAGUCGUUAUUAAAGACCUGCCCCCUCAAAGACCUCCACCACCACCCAUGGCAGAGCCAGACCCUGUACCCAAGAAGAAGUGGCCAACUGUGGAUGCAUCUUACUAUGGGGGAAGAGGAGCGGGUGGAAUCAAACGCAUGGAGGUUCGUUGGGGAGAAAAAGGGUCCACAGAGGAGGGGACAAGACUAGAGAAGGCCAAGAAUGCAGUGGUGUCAGUGCCAGAGGAGGGCGAAGAACCCAUGAUCAAAAAGCCAACCCCAUCCUCACACACAUACCAUCAGCGCGAAUCCAAAUGGUAUACUCCUAUCAGGGGCCGCCUUGAGGCAUUGUGGGCUCUUUUGCGGCGGCAGUAUGACAGAGUAUCACUCAUGCGUCCCACUACUGCAGAUCAGGGACGGUGUAUAAAUUUCAGCCGGGUGCAGCAUCAAUAAACGACAAUCUCCAGUCUCUGCAAUACUUGGACUUCCAAGUAUAUCAGAUGGGACAACAGAAAAAAAAUAUUCCUCUAGAUGACAUAGCUUGUCUUUGGCCACUUUUGGAUAUUUGUUUGGUGUGAUGCACAAGGGAAACCCAUUU
This is a messenger RNA of Myxocyprinus asiaticus (Chinese sucker), 1951 nucleotides long. It is a transcript of the gene antxr2a, whose product is annotated as ANTXR cell adhesion molecule 2a. The record is from RefSeq and is a predicted model, not a curated record. Gene Ontology annotation, cellular component: membrane. Bases 361 to 1806 code for a protein of 481 amino acids. Gene Ontology annotation, molecular function: signaling receptor activity. NCBI's taxonomy places the organism in Eukaryota, Metazoa, Chordata, Actinopteri, Cypriniformes, Catostomidae. The transcript has 17 exons.